AUGCUCUUCCUGACCGUUCUAACAUUUGUGUUGAGUGCAGUUGGUGAGCUAACACCUCAACAAUAUAAUCUGCUUGAAGAGUUUAUUUCAGUUUGCACACAACAACAACAAUGCGCAAAUUCGAAAAUAUCUGAUGAAGUGCGCGCGGUGACCGAAGAUGAGCACAAUAAGCUGAGAUCAAUUCUUGCAUUCGGCCAUGCAAAAACAAAGGGUGGUGGUUUUGCACCGUCUGGAAAGAAUAUCUACAAGUUGGUUAGUGCUUGCACGAUUAAAUACAGCCGAGGGACACCUGUUCAAGAUCUACAAUGGGAGAGCCGAAAUGAGCAUUUGUGUUUCGUUUUAGAGAAGCUGAUGGAGUCCGCAAUGCAAUCAUGGUGGAAUGAGCUGAAAGAGUACGGCAUCUCGAAUGCGGAUAAUAUUAUGACUGUUGAGGUUUUCAAUCAAGGCGUUGGUCACUUCACACAGGUGCAUUUGCUUAUUAUCAUGGCUUGGGGCGAUACGACGAAAGUCGGUUGUGGCAUUGCGAGGAAUUGCGGUAAAGCUGGCGAGGGAUGGAAUUCGGCACUUGUUGUUUGUCAAUACUUGAAAGCUGGCAACUAUAUCAACGAGCCAAUCUAUGAACUGGGUGAUCCAUGCAAAGUGGACGCUGACUGUACGACUUUCUCGAACUCGGUCUGCUUGGCUUCCGAGGGACUGUGUGACAAAGAUGAAGGGAAUGAAAAAAGCAAGCUCAAGACAGCAAUCGCCGACUCGAGCAAAAUGCCUCCAUGUGUGAUACGAAUGCAUUGA
Messenger RNA from Anisakis simplex (herring worm), 789 nucleotides. The record is from the annotation of a GenBank genome assembly. Lineage: Eukaryota; Metazoa; Nematoda; Chromadorea; Rhabditida; Anisakidae.